ACUCGUGCCUGGUGGACAGGCGAUGUUGUGAACACUGCGGUACCGGUAGUCUACUGUGACAGAUUGCGCACACGUACCACUUCGUUUUGGCUUUCGUGCCCAUAUAUUUGAACAUACCUGUCUUGUUUCUAAAGUUGAGUAAACCAAAUUGUUGUAAGUUAAUGACAUUUAGUCUAUACGGAUCAGUUUCAAAAUUCCUUUAUCAUUUUAUGAUAAAACAUGAUAAAAAACUGAGCUCAUGAUAUUCAGACAAGAGGCUUGCGAACGUAUUAGUAUAGGGAUAUAAGUAAUGUGAUAUCGUCCAGUAAACUAAUUGAUACCAUGAAGUUAGGUAAAACGUUGAACAAUACAAUAUAUAUAUAGUUGUAAGAUUAGGAUAUCAAUCAUACGAGCCAAUUUCUUUGUGGUAUUUAUGUAGCCUAGCUAUAGUUUCAUUCGGUCUUUCUCAUACCAUGAUAUAUCCGAUGUCAUGAAUUCAAAUAAAAUUUCAUAUUACAAUGGAGAACGUGUUCACAAUAACGAACGUGAUAUCUUGCCUCUUUUCAUGGAGAACAAUAUAAUAUAGAGUUUAUUUUAACAUUUGCCCCACAUAUAUUUUGUCAGCGUCGAUGGCUGAACUGGUAGAAAUGACAAGGCAGAAACUACGGGGAAGCUAAUUUAAUAUUUGUUUGUACGAACUAAUAGAGAAAAGAGAGCUCAAUUAUGCAGAGGCCUACUUGCUCCUCACAGUUUAAACUCCGCAACUUCGGAUUUUAUACGUCAGAAAGUGAGAACGACUUGUUUUAUAGAUCUGAGUGGAACCCGAGUAGAAGAAUAUUUUUGGUCUACCGUGUCGUCGCGUGGGCCUACCAAUUGGGCUGGUGGAUGGCGUACCACAUUUAUUUUGGUAUAUAUGAGCCAACGACGCUAACGACAACCUAUCUGUUUCUUACUACGUGGGCAUUUACCUUCAGUACAAUAUAUUUCACUUUAGCUCUAGCACUCGCCAUGGUUGGAGUGACUGACCAAAAAGACGGAACAACUAUUAAAAAACAAUCAACAAAAGCUCUACGAGAUUCUAUGUGGGUCUUCCAUUCGGUGAUGCAAACUUUUAAUGUUAUUGUCACCGUUUUGUAUUGGGCCGCCUUUCGAAGUAAUCCUCCUAUUGCAUUUAGUUACCAUACUCAUGGCAUAAACGUAGUAUUAAGUGUGAUUGAUGUAUUUGUAGUAGCUUUCCCUAUGCGUCUUUUCCACGUAGUUUAUCCAUUUACUUUUUCUGUCGCCUACUUUACGGCAACGUUGAUUUUUCAUUUCGCUGGAGUUACAUCAGCUGUUUAUGCUCUUAUCGAUUGGGCAAAUCACCCCGGCUUAGCUGCUGGUAUAGGGGUUGCUGGAUGUACGUUAGGAUGCAUUAUCGGCCAUUCAUUCUUUUUUGGAAUGUACUCACUACGGUUAAUAUUGUCGGGGAAGUCAUCCAGUGUCGUCCGUCCCUCUCCCGUAGAAUAAAUAUCGGAAAACAGACCAGAAUAAGAAAAAAAAGUAGGAAUGAAAAUUUUGGGUCAAUAGUUUUUCCUUUUCCAUUAUAUACAUAUACUUCAAAGCGUUUUAUGAAUGCUCAGUUAGAUUAAUUAUAAUGUAGGUGUGUAAUGAUACAAGGUUUUGUUUCAAUUGCCUUUUAAAAUCUCCAUUUUUCUCAUUUUAGUUUCCCUUCUAUACGUGUGUAUUUUAAGAUUGUCUCUAUAUUUUAAGUAUGAAAUUGCGGUUUUGGGAUAUAUUUAGCGGUUCAACUACAAAGAGUAGCACGUAAAAAUAUAAUAAAUAAAUUUCAUUAAUUACAGAGAAUAAGAAUGUUUUGCAAUAAACUAUUCAGGUUGAAAUAUACUGUAUAUAUAUAAAUAUAUUUAUUGAUAUUUGAAUUAACAAGAAAGUUAUGCUCAAAUAUA
Styela clava is the source of this 1922-nucleotide messenger RNA. RefSeq names its product protein rolling stone-like. Lineage: Eukaryota; Metazoa; Chordata; Ascidiacea; Stolidobranchia; Styelidae. The record is from RefSeq and is a predicted model, not a curated record. Gene Ontology annotation, cellular component: membrane.